AUAUGCUUUAUUAUUAUUUUUGCCAGCUAGAGAGGGCGCAAUCAACAUGUCGAAAAUGGAGGUCGACGAUGAAACUUCCAAGCCUGGAACCUCAAAUACAAAUAAUGAAUCCGAAAUGCCAGUUAAUGAAGAUUCUGUUAUGGCAUGUGGUUCUACAACUGGUAGUGUUACCAUAUCAUUGCAUCCUUUAGUAAUUAUGAACAUCUCAGAACAUUGGACACGUACCAGAGCCCAGGAGGGCAAACCGACACAAGUGUUUGGAGCAAUUAUUGGCAAGCAAACGGGCCGCAACAUCGAGAUCAUGAAUUCUUUUGAGUUGAUGUUUGAAUUGAUAGAGGGCGAUAUUGUAAUUGACAGGGAAUAUUACAAUACCAAAGAAGAGCAGUUCAAACAAAUCUUCCAGGAUGAUUUCCUGGGUUGGUACACAUCAGGAGGACCUCCAGAUAAGUCUGACAUCAAAGUUCAUAAACAAAUUUGUGAGAUAAAUGAAAGUCCCAUUUUCCUGAAGCUGAACCCGAUGUCAAGACAUACAGAUUUACCUGUUACAAUCUGUGAAUCAGUGAUCGACUUGGUCAAUGGCCAGGCCACCAUGCUGUUUGUUGAAUUACAGUACACCAUAGCUACAGAGGAAGCAGAGAGAAUCGGUGUCGACCAUGUAGCCAGGCUGUCGUCCUCAGAAACAGCAGAGAGUUCUAAAGUGGCUGAACACCUACAGGCCCAGCACAGCGCCAUCAAGAUGCUUCACAGUCGUGUGAAGCUGAUCCUAGACUAUGUGAAGGCCGUACAAAAUGGCCACGUGCCUAUUAAUCACGAGAUUAUGAGAGAUGCACACAGCUUAUGCCACAGGCUGCCUGUUCUUAGUUCAGAUAAAUUCAAUGGUGACUUCUACAAUCAAUGUAAUGAUGUAUGUCUUAUGGCAUAUCUAGGUGCCAUAACCAAAGGCUGCAACACUAUCAAUCAAUUUGUAAAUAAGUUCAACGUACUCUACGAUAGACAAGGCAUUGGGCGGCGUAUGCGUGGUCUAUUCUUUUGAAAUCCUGCAAUCUUGUACAAGAAACAUCUUUGCUGUUAAUAUCAUCAUCAUCAUCAGAUCAACAAUCACAUUGUGGAAAUUUAUUGUAGGUUACUAUCAUUGAUAGGCUAAGAAAAACAUCUUUAUAUUAUUUUUUAAAGCUGGCUCUUGUUUUUAUUUAUAUUUAUGAUGAUAUUAAAGUUUGAUAUUAUUGAAUUUGCCAAA
Messenger RNA from Anneissia japonica, 1237 nucleotides. Its product is annotated as COP9 signalosome complex subunit 6-like. The record is from RefSeq and is a predicted model, not a curated record. Gene Ontology annotation, biological process: protein deneddylation. Gene Ontology annotation, molecular function: protein binding; metallopeptidase activity. The transcript has 8 exons. Bases 47 to 1033 code for a protein of 328 amino acids. Gene Ontology annotation, cellular component: COP9 signalosome. NCBI's taxonomy places the organism in Eukaryota, Metazoa, Echinodermata, Crinoidea, Comatulida, Comatulidae.